UUGGCUUCCUGGUAGGAAAUUCAUCAGGGCCCGGCGGCGGCAGCGAGACCUGGCAAGCGCGGGCGGCCCCUAGCGGCCUCACCUCCUGAGCCGCAUGAAGAGGCGGCGGCGCAGGCCCCGGGAGGCCCUGGCCCCGGCCACCUGGGGAGGAGCCUCUAGCGCUGCAGUAAGGGCCGCGCUGGAGGCGCCUGAGGAGAAGGUGGUGUACACGCUGGGGCAUCAGCCCCCCGAGGCCCGCGUCCGGACGCGCCGGCCAGCUGCCAGGAGGAGGCGCCACGGAUCUCGGACGGUCGUGGUCGGCCAGAGGAAGGUGCCGCCCCCGCCGCCGCUGUCCCGCGAGGACAGCAGCCUCCGCAAGCCCGCGGCCCCCGCGCCCUGCUCCGGGGGCCGCAGCCUGAGAGAGAGAGGAGAGGAGAGUGGGAGGAGAGGAGAGAGAGAGGAGAGUGGGAGGGCGGCCACCCCGACGCUGACCACCUUGCCCACCAUCCCCGUAGUCGGCGACGUGUGGGUCGAGAGCAGCCUGGCAGAAGCGCAGCGCCAAGCGUGCCAAGUCCUGGGAGUGAACCUGGCACCCGUGGUGAGACUCUGCCGCUUCCCAUUGCCUGGGCGUGAGAUGCGGGCCAGCGCGCGACCUCUCAGCCAUGGGACGGGUUGUGCCUGGAGGGAUGAACCAGUGAGAGCCGGGCCCGCGUUCCCUAGUGCACUUUACGGGCGAAGAAGCACCAGACAGUCCCGGCCCGCGCCUCCGGGAUGCAGCGCCGCCUUCUGGGACUCUGGGGAGGCUGUGCCCUCUGCUGCCUCCCAGCCCCGGGUCUGUGGAGGGAGGAGACCCCUGGACCACAAGGGAGGUCACCUUUUUUCCUAA
This is a messenger RNA of Herpailurus yagouaroundi (jaguarundi), 865 nucleotides long. RefSeq lists its product as uncharacterized. The record is from RefSeq and is a predicted model, not a curated record. Lineage: Eukaryota; Metazoa; Chordata; Mammalia; Carnivora; Felidae.